This is a messenger RNA of Leptinotarsa decemlineata (Colorado potato beetle), 2117 nucleotides long. RefSeq names its product facilitated trehalose transporter Tret1-2 homolog. Gene Ontology annotation, biological process: transmembrane transport. Lineage: Eukaryota; Metazoa; Arthropoda; Insecta; Coleoptera; Chrysomelidae. Gene Ontology annotation, molecular function: transmembrane transporter activity. Gene Ontology annotation, cellular component: membrane. The record is from RefSeq and is a predicted model, not a curated record.
CGUGGGGAACCAUUCCGGCUACUGUUUACAUCACGGAAAUAUCCAGAGCAGAUUUAAGAGGAUCUCUCGUCUCAUCUGCUCCCUCAUUUGCAUCUCUAGGUAUGGUGAUCUGUUUCAUGAAGGGCUGGUUUUUUCAUUGGAGGACUGUAGCUUGGACGGCUAAUUUAUACGCUGUGAUACCGGUUGCAUUGGUUUUCUUCAUUCCUGAGAGUCCAGCUUGGUUAGUAUCGAAAGGCAGAAUUGAACAAGCUGCUGCAUCUCUGAGGUGGAUCAAUAAAUAUCAACCACAACCAGAAAAUCGGAAUGAAUCGCUAGCAGAAUUACAUCUUAACCUCCUACAGAAGGAGCACCAAGCGAAACUUGAGGAGCAAGAAAAGAGGGGAGAUUUCGGAGCAACCGCUAAAGUCAAGGAAUUUUUCAAACCAACCGGUUAUAAACCCAUGUUAAUAAUUUGUGGACUCUUCUUCUUUCAACAGUUUUCUGGGAUAUACAUAACUCUCUUCUAUUCUGUAACAUUCUUCAAAGAAGUAGGCAGUACCAUCAACCCCUACCUUGCAUCUACAUUUAUUGCUAUCGUAAGAAUGCUGAUGUCCUGUGCAAAUACUUAUAUGUUGCGGACAUUCCAUAGACGUCCCCUUGUCAUAGCGAGUGGAAUUGGAAUGGCUAUCUGUCUAGGAUUCUCUGGCAUGUUUACUCAGUGGAUAAGAAACGGAACGUCUGACCAAACUUGGAUUCCUGUUGCUUUACUGCUCCUGUAUGUCGUUACAUCUAUGAUUGGACUCUUACCUAUACCAUGGACGAUGACAGCCGAACUUUUCCCAAUUGAAAUCAGAGGAGUUGCAAACAGCAUUUCUUACAGCAUUGCUAACUUGAUUAUGUUUGCUGCAAUCCAGAGCUUCUGGACCUUGGAUUAUAUAUUCUGCGGUAUUGCAGGCGUUCAGUGGUUUUUCGCUGUUGUCGCAUUAUUGGCAUCUUUGUACACUUAUAUACUUUUACCGGAAACACACGGAAAGAAAUUAUCAGAUAUCACCGGUUAUUUUGUUCAUAAUACAAUAUUUCUUGGAUCAGAAAAGAAAAAGGUACCAAAGACACAAACGAAAGCUGUUCCAACUAGAGUGGCCAAAAAAGACAUCGUUAAAUCUAACAAUGAACAGAGUGAAAAACUCAUGGAAAAUGUGUAAAUAUUCAUCAAAGUAGCUUGUACUUUCCAUCUGAAGUUUAGAUAAAGUAUUUUUCUUAAUAUAUUUGCAAUAUUCCUCUACUGUUGGGCUUUUCAAAAAAUCGUUAUGAAGAGUACAUGGGAUGAUUACAAAAAAGUUACAAAAUACCCGUGUGUCCGAAUUUCUCAAUUUUCCAUUUAGAUCUUUGGAAUAUGCUAGAAAGAAAACAAAAAUGGUUUCAAAAGAAGGAUAUGAAAAGUCAUUACAUCAAUCAUAUAAAGUCAUUGACAAUGUGCCAUGUUUGUCGUCUUGGAAAAAGUAAAUAAUCAAUAAGUAGCAAUGUUCCUUCGUAUUAAUUUCCAAGGUUUCCAUAAUUUGAUUUCGUAUUUCUGCAUUUUUUUUGCGUAUAAUUUUACAACUUCAACAGAGUCAAUCAUUUGACCACAACAAAAAAGCAAAGUAGUGAUUUGAUAAAGCAAACUGUGAUUGCUGAAACUAAAUUAGUCAGUAGGUUCAGAAUUAUCCAUAGCAAAUUGAGAAUGACCAAAUCAUUAUUAUUGCUCUGAUUUUCUUACCAUACAAAAUCAGCUGAUAUCAUUUUUUACACAUUUCUUCAUUCCCUGAAGUCGGAAGUGAUGAUAGUUGAGUAACAAUUACUGACAAGUACUUCAAAUUCGCUAGAUUUUUUUAUAAAAAAUGUAUACAUUACAUAACACAGAUCUCAACUGAUGUGAACUUCAGUUGAUUUGAAGCUUCCAACUACUUAACUUCAUGAAGACAAAAGACUAAAAAUGUACUUCUUUAGCUUCUUAAAUAUAUUAAUGUAAUUUAUUAUUUAUGCGUUUGAUAAUGAUUUAGGCAAUAUUCAGUGAGUCGUAGCAGUAUUCAGUAGUUUUAAGGAUUUGUAUUAAGGUUUGUCAUUAACUUUCAUAAAUAUAACAUGUACACUUUUUCAAA